Tachysurus vachellii is the source of this 546-nucleotide messenger RNA. RefSeq names its product gamma-crystallin M2-like. Gene Ontology annotation, biological process: lens development in camera-type eye; visual perception. The coding region runs from base 1 to 546 and encodes 181 amino acids. Lineage: Eukaryota; Metazoa; Chordata; Actinopteri; Siluriformes; Bagridae. The transcript has 3 exons. The record is from RefSeq and is a predicted model, not a curated record. Gene Ontology annotation, molecular function: structural constituent of eye lens.
AUGCAUGGUAGGAUUAUAUUCUACGAGAACCGGAACUUCGGGGGCCGCUCCUAUGAGUGUAGCGGCGACUGUACCGAUAUGUACUAUUACAUGAACCGCUGCUACUCCUGCAGGGUUGAGAGCGGCUGCUGGAUGGUCUACGAUCGUCCCUACUACAUGGGCAACCAGUAUUUCUUGAGAAAAGGAGAGUACAAUGACUACAUGAACAUGUGGGGCUGGGGCAUGAACAACUGGAUCAGGUCUUGCCGCAUGAUCCCUAUGUACAGAGGAUCUUACAGAAUGAGAGUUUACGAUAGGGAGAACUACAUGGGCCGGAUGAUGGAGAUGACCGAUGACUGUGACUCCUUCAUGAACCGCUACCACUGGUAUAAUGGCUGCAUGUCUUGUCACGUGAUGGACGGCCAUUGGCUCAUGUACGAGCACCCCAACUACAGAGGCAAGAUGUGGUACUUUGGGCCGGGAGAGUACAGGAGCUUCAGGGAAAUGAUGAGAAUGGGUGGCAUGAGGUUCAUGAGCAUGAGGCGCAUCAUGGACUCAUGGUAUUAA